GUCCUCCACUACUAUUUUCUAAAGUGUGGAACUAGGAAACACUACUAAAUCUGCAUAGAAAGGAAUAAAACAGAAAAGGGGGCUGAAAUACACUGGGUCCCAUCACAACUACACUAAUACGUUAGACUUCCUCAUUGCCGCCGCCUUCUUGCACCUUUCAGGAACAUGGCGCUAAUAAGAAAACGGGAGUGGAUCUUGUUCCUCUUGAUUUUCCUAUCUCUAUGGUUCUCACACUUUUCUUUGAGGCGGGGGAGAGCGUGAUUGGGUGUGAUCGGCGCCAAUCAGGGCGAGUUGGGGACGCGCAAAGAAAAUGGCAAAGAGACGCAGGGUGGUAAUGGAAAAACUUCACUUGGCAACACACAGCAAGCUUAGAACAGGAUGGGCUACUGAGCAACAACCGAAGUCUUUGAAGCAAUGUGAAGAAAGCAGGCUCUGCAAAGAAGUGCCCAGCCAGCAGCCCUUAUUCCACAUAUUCAGCAAUGCAGCUGAAAUCAAAGAUUUCCGGAAAAGGCUGCUCACCUGGUACAAUAAAUGCAAACGAGACCUUCCAUGGAGGAAAAUGGCUGCAGGUGAAGCUGAUGCAGACAAACGAGCAUAUGCUGUGUGGGUUUCAGAGAUCAUGCUUCAGCAGACUCAGGUUGCUUCAGUGAUUGGCUACUACAAUCGUUGGAUGCAGAAAUGGCCAACCUUGCAGCACCUGGCUGAAGCUUCACUAGAGGAGGUGAAUGAACUGUGGGCAGGACUUGGCUACUAUUCCCGAGGGAAGCGACUCCAGGAAGGUGCACGUAAGUUGGUGUCUCAGAUGGCAGGUCGUAUGCCCAGGACAGCAGAGGAGCUGCAGAAACUUUUGCCAGGCGUAGGAAAGUACACUGCAGGGGCUAUUGCAUCCAUAGCAUUUGGCCAGGUGACAGGUGUGGUCGAUGGGAAUGUCAUCCGAGUCUUAAGUCGUGUGCGAGCUAUUGGGGCUGAUCCUGCCAGUUCAGUUAUUGCUGAAAGAUUUUGGGCUUUAGCACAUGCUCUGGUGGAUCCGACCCAUCCAGGAGACUUUAACCAAGCGAUGAUGGAAUUGGGAGCAACUGUGUGCACUCCCAAGGCACCGCUGUGUGCAGAAUGUCCUGUGAAGCAGCACUGUAGAGCUUAUCACUGGGUGGAGAAGGAUCUGGUAGGCUCUACCAAAAGACUUCUAGGAAAAACUUCUUCACAGUGCUCUCAGAUGGUGGAUGUAGAAGAAUGUGAUAGCAGCACAGGCAACUGCUCCCUCUGCCUGCCUCCUUCAGAGCCGUGGGAGCCCAGCCUUGGUGUGACCAACUUCCCCAGGAAAACCACCAAGAAGCAGCCCAGAAUAGAGUGUACAGCCACCUGUGUGCUACAGAGGGGAUGUUGUGAUCAGCAACCAGAGUAUCUUAUUGUGCAGAGACCCAGCUCAGGCCUACUGGCAGGACUGUGGGAGUUUCCCAGCCUCCUCCUCAAGCCAGGGCAUCAGAAUCAACAGAAGGCCGCCCUGGCAAGUCACCUCCAGACCUGGGUUGGAAUUGAUGUGGCCGUGGGGCACCUGCAGCCUGUUGGAGAGGUUCUCCACAUCUUCUCCCACAUCCGCCAAACAUACAAGAUCUAUUUCUUGAACUUGGACAAAGAGAAGGGUAACUGGAACGAGGUGGUGGAGCUGCCAGCAUCUCGCUGGGUGACCAAAACAGAAUUCCAGAAUUCUGCAACCUCCACAGCCAUGAAGAAGGUGUUGAAAGCUUAUGAAAAUUGGAGCUCUAAAGUCAGUGCUGCAAAGGUUGCAAAGAGGAAACGAGACGUUCUGUGCGCCAGUCAAUCAAAGCCAAAAGAAGAGAGCAGGUGUUCCAAAAGGCAGCUUUCCCUGGAUUCAUUUCUGGCAGUCUCUCCCAAGAACUGAGCUGCAAUCUUGCUCCUCUGUCUGACUGCAGAUGGAGAGGAAUAUGCAUCCUUCCACUCUCACCUGUGCUGUAUAGUACUUGGAAGCACCACUAGUGCCUCCGUGAGAUGCUCCUCACUUGAAGACCUUGGGAUUCUAUCUGCAACCUUUUGCCCAGACAGUGAAAUCUGCCUACCUGUUGUUAUGCAACAUGAUCUACUGGAGUCCAGUGCAGCAGGGUGAAUCCUAUUUUUUCUGCUGCAUUUCUGCACCCACUGCCAGAUGCAUAUUAUACUUUCAGAGAUGUGGGCCUGGGUCUUCCCCAAAGGUAUGUAGAAGGAAACAGCUGUGGCUGCAGCAAACACACCACAAGAUGGGUGACUAACACUGUUCUUUAACAUUUUCCCACAACUCUGGCUGUUCCAAAGAGGGUAGAUUUUGGCUUCAUUUCAGUGUGUGAUACAGUGAACAAAGUGAAAGUUUUUUAAAGUAUGUGGGAUAGACUGGCAAGGGUGGGCUGAGCCCACAUCCAUUCUCUAUAAGCUACCAAGCAAAAGACUCCAGCAGAUUGCCUUGGACUGCCUCCUUUAGUGUUCUUUUCUUAAACUGAUUUCUUAAGGCAAGUAAUAAUUACCAUUUGCCUGAUAGUUGUUUGCUUGCUUAUGUAUGAGACAGUGUCUUACUGCUGUACUAAAUGGUAGCAUUUCUGUAGUUCGCUGGUUAAUUUACAAUGCCCUGUUUUAACUCGUUUUCCUAAUAAAGUUUUAAUCAAUUUUGGUAA
Molecule: messenger RNA, 2660 nt
Organism: Varanus komodoensis (Komodo dragon)
Lineage: Eukaryota; Metazoa; Chordata; Lepidosauria; Squamata; Varanidae
Gene: MUTYH
Product: mutY DNA glycosylase
Exons: 17
Coding region: 311-1900 (529 amino acids)
Biological process (GO): mismatch repair; base-excision repair
Cellular component (GO): nucleus
Molecular function (GO): 4 iron, 4 sulfur cluster binding; 8-oxo-7,8-dihydroguanine DNA N-glycosylase activity; purine-specific mismatch base pair DNA N-glycosylase activity
Source: RefSeq, a predicted model, not a curated record